Zychaea mexicana is the source of this 1807-nucleotide messenger RNA. RefSeq lists its product as uncharacterized. NCBI's taxonomy places the organism in Eukaryota, Fungi, Mucoromycota, Mucoromycetes, Mucorales, Lichtheimiaceae. The transcript is spliced from 3 exons. Gene Ontology annotation, cellular component: mitochondrion; cytosol. Gene Ontology annotation, molecular function: protein binding. Gene Ontology annotation, biological process: cell redox homeostasis. The record is from RefSeq and is a predicted model, not a curated record. The annotation marks the transcript as partial.
CUUCCUCUCCUUUUCCAGACCAUUUUUACCGACCCUGUUCCUUCUCUUUCUCUCUCUCUCUCUCUCUCUCUCUCCCCCUCUUGUAGAAAAAAGGGCUGGUUAAUAUCCUCCUCUUCACCACUUUCUCUUCCUCACUUUCCUCACUCUCCCUUUUUAAAUAGAACACACGCACACAAAGACAAAAAGUUUCUUUAUUAGAAUUUAAAUCGUGAUGAGUCCCGGGGUACAAUCCAUUGCCGACUUGACAACCGAAACAAACCCAACAUCGGGCGAAAUCCCACCACCACUGGUUGGUGCCUCGACCCUUGUCGUUGGCAACUACAUGUACGUCUUUGGUGGACGACUGGUCUCGUCCCGUCAAAUGACCAACCACCUCUAUGUCCUGAACCUGACGACGUUUGUGUGGAGACGACAUACCGCACCACCGGACUCGACACCUGCACCACAACCGCGCUAUUUCCAUUCAGCUAAUACGUACAAGAACCACAUGGUUGUGUUUGGUGGUAUGAGCCAUGCGACGAUGCAUCGACAACAGGAGUUAUGCGCGCUGGACGACGUGUGCCUACUGAACUUGCAGACAAUGACAUGGACAUACCCAGAUAUCGCACCCAGCAUAUUCAGUCCCCAGCCACGCUAUGCUCACUUGUCCGUAACGGGCCAGGACAAACUUGUCGUGAUGGGCGGUCAGGAUAUGGCAAACCAGUACAUCAAAGAGAUCAAUGUGUUGGAUCUCAAGACGUUUGUAUGGAUCCAGGGAUGCCCCUUGGAAGGACAGUAUGGGGCCUAUCGAUCUGUUGCAUGCAGUCCACGACCCAACGAUCCAUCGCUCAAAUCAAACUCGCCCUUUGUUUCGGUCGGAGAAGGAGUAGACGAAGAGAAGAAUAUCCCCAUCUGUGUGUAUUCCAACUACAAUUUCGCCGACGUGGCGCGAGACUUGCAGACGUUUUAUCCAUUGCGAACACCUCAGCUCCGGGACCAUUCGGCAGACAUGUCGGGUGCAUCGUUACCGCCUGGUUUACGGUUCCCCAUGGGUCAUUUAUUAGGCCAUCACAUGAUCCUGACAGGCACGUAUCUCACACCCACCCACAGGUCGUUUCACAUCUGGGCCCUGAACCUGACGAACUUGGUAUGGAUGCGGAUUGAUACGGGCGCAACAUUUUCUUCGGGAUCUUGGAAUCGUGGUGUAUUGGGCGACACUGGAGACGAUUGUAAUGGCACCGAUGUUGGUGGUGAUGGCAAGAAGGAAAACAAUAGCCACACAUUCUACGUACUGGGCCAUCGCGACCGAGACUUGUUGGAGGAUUAUAACCGACGUCAGGUCAAUUUUGAUCACGUUGCAACGGUCGACAUGGAAGCGUUUGGCAUUUACUUGCAUCCACCAUCCACUUGCGCGCCCAUAGCACAAGAAUUAGGUCUGAGCAUGCUCAACGAACCCAGCAUGUCUGAUAUCGAACUCGUUACUUCCGACAACAAAUCCAUUCCGGCCAACUCUAAUAAUGAAUACAAGGCACUGGCGUUCCCAGAAAGCUAUCCCAUAGCACUGGCGUUUUUGCAGUACAUUUAUACCGACCACCUGAUGACCGCACAACAGCACCAACCUCACAUACUAUCGCGACUCUUGAUCUUGGCAGACAUGUACUCGAUGCCACGACUCAGUCAACUGGCCACACAUGCAUUGCAUCAGAUCUUGACGAUAUCGACUGCCAGCAUGGUCUAUGAAACAGCCGCCCUCACGUGUCGAACAGCACUGCAGAUCCGUGCGCUUCGCGUCAUGAUCAAUGCCAAAAAAAUGCUUCAACAACAACAA